Molecule: messenger RNA, 4154 nt
Organism: Esox lucius (northern pike)
Lineage: Eukaryota; Metazoa; Chordata; Actinopteri; Esociformes; Esocidae
Gene: xrcc2
Product: X-ray repair complementing defective repair in Chinese hamster cells 2
Exons: 3
Coding region: 31-981 (316 amino acids)
Biological process (GO): double-strand break repair via homologous recombination; DNA strand invasion
Cellular component (GO): replication fork; Rad51B-Rad51C-Rad51D-XRCC2 complex; centrosome
Molecular function (GO): four-way junction DNA binding; ATP-dependent DNA damage sensor activity; ATP binding
Source: RefSeq, a predicted model, not a curated record
UACCAGAAGCAGGAAGUCUAUUUGAAAAUCAUGCGCGUUGUUUUUUUAACAGAGAUGACAACAACUAUCGCCAAAAUGAUGGAGAACGGUGCACAACUAUUUGCUAGGUUGGAUGGGAGACGGUCAUUGAAGGACAUUGAACCUCACAUCUUUCCAGACGGUGCUGGACCAGUCCAAGGCGACGUGGUGGAGUUCCAUGGCACUGAGGGCAGUGGGAAAACAGAGACCCUUUUCCACCUGGUGAGCCACUGCAUCCUGCCAGUUGACCGUGGAGGCCUAGAGGUGGAGGUCAUGUUCGUGGACACUGACUACCACUUCGACAUGCUGCGGCUGGUGACAGUACUGGAGCGGCGCCUGGGGGAGGAGGCUAGGGAGGAGGACGGCGUUGCGGCGGCCGAGUCCGAAGUACAAGUGCGGGCCUGUCUGGCCCGACUCUACGUGGUACACUGCUCCACCUCAGUCCAGCUGCUGCUCACAUUGCACCACUUGGAGAGCACCUUCUGCAGCCGGCCGGCCCUGUGUCUACUGGUGAUAGACAGCAUCUCGGCCUUCUAUUGGGUGGACCGGAGUGGGGGCGGGGAGAGCGUAGCCAAGCAGGAGGCCAACCUCAGGAGGUGUUCUGAGCUCCUGGAGCGACUGCUGAGGGACUGCCGCAUAGUGGUUUUCGCCACCACACACGCAAUCAUGAGAAACUACAGACACUCGGGUCAGGCGUCUACGGCCUCAUUGACACCCGCAGCAGCCGAGACGUCCUCCUCCUCCUCGUGGAGGCAGUGGUCCUCCACCCAUGCCUCAGAUUUUGACAGGCCCUACCUCAGCAGAGCCUGGCAGAGGCUGGUUACCCACAGGUUGCUGUUCUCCAAAGGAGAGGUGACGCAGGACAAAAAGCAGUUGUUCUCCGCUGCAUGCACCACCACCAGGACAGUAGGAGCUAAAUGCUCCUCCUUCUGUGUAAUGGAAGGAGGUGUUCAGUUUUUAUGAAGAUGUUGUCAAGCACCCGAUUGAAUUCUGUUCUACGUAUGACAGAUUAACCAUGUUGAUGCUUUGUUACAUAUAUUGAAAUUAUUUAGUUACACCAGCUGUGGAUAGCUGUUUGUUUUGUUGGAUUUUUUUAUUUUUAUUUUUUUUGUUAAACAAGGCAACUAUUAAAAUCUCCAAAGAAAUGAAAUCACACCAAUAUGAGCACCUGCUGUUCAGUUUGCCGUCCCCUGGGUUGUGUUCUGUUUGCCGUCCCCUGGGUUGUGUUCUGUUUGCCGUCCCCUGGGUUGUGUUCAGUUUGCCGUCCCCUGGGUUGUGUUCAGUUUGUCGUCCCCUGGGUUGUGUUCUGUUUGCCGUCCCCUGGGUUGUGUUCUGUUUGCCGUCCCCUGGGUUGUGUUCAGUUUGUCGUCCCCUGGGUUGUGUUCUGUUUGCAAUCCCCUGGAUUGUGUUCAGUUUGCUUAUGGAUAUUCUAAAGUUAGGAUAAGAUUAGUCAUGCAAUAGCAAUACAAAUAAUCUAUUUACUGCACACACACACAGGAAACAUUUAUAUGUAUAGGCUUUUAACUUGGUUCCCCCCCAAAUAACAUGCUAUUUUAAUUAGUUGGGGAUAGGGGGUUAUGUUAUGUUUCUGUAAAGAGGUGAUAGAUAAUAUCACUGUUUCAUACAUAUUCGCUGGAGGUCUUUAAUGUCUUCCCAAAUACAUUUUAGGAUAUUAUUUUUUAAGGAUGUAACAUUUUCAGUCUCUAAGAAAUGUAUGCAUUGUUCAUUGAGCAGUAAGACUUUUUUAAUUAGAGCACUAAGUACAAUUAAUCUGUAGAGAUACACUAGUUGUAGGUGCAAUAUUGUCAUGAAAGCCUAAUUACCAGAAAUAUUUAAUGUAGUGUUGUAUGAAAUCUCCUUUUAAUUAUAGAAUUUCAGGGAUAACCAGAGACCAAGCGAGUCUUCUUUUAAUAAGCCAUCAGUAGAUAAAUAUGUUUGUGUCUCUGUGUCGCUUCUAUGUCGUAUUUUACAGACAGAUCAAGGCUAGAAUGGAGCAAAUGGCCUCUGUAGCGCAGCUAUCCAGACUCGGGUGGCUUUAAGACAGCUCUGUUCUUCUAAAAGUGGGAAUAAUUUAACGUUUUGCCAUUGGUUCCCCAUUUUUGAACAAUAAUUAAUUUACAGGCCUAGCUUGUGGGCUAACAUGUCAGUGCUUGGCCAAGCCAGGAGGCACUGCGGUUUAAAUGGGUUCGAGCGGGACUAGUCUUACCCUACCCAAUUAUCCUUUGACUUUUUACCCUCAGUCAGCAUCCCAUAGCAAUAUGUGGAAAAUACACAACAAAUUACUUAGGGCUUGUUUAAAUUAUGAGAGAAAUAAUUACAUUCUAAAUAGACUUAUCUUAAGGCUUUUUACAUUACGCUACAUUAUCCGAGACAUUAUUACUCUGUCGUGUAAACUUGCAAGUGUCGAUGGCUCAAGACGCCACCUUCCAAUGUAGCGUGCGCCACAUUAUCGAUCAAUACCCUUCCGUCACAAGUGCUAAGACAGUUGUGACGGAAAUGUAUCAAGUUUCUGUGCUGUACGUGUACAUGUCGCCCGAUCUUUCCGCGACUGACGGACACAGUCCUGCGGGGUAAGUCUCAAACACGCCGGUGUAAAUUCAAACACUAUUGAAAUGAUUAGGCAAAGCGGAGUUAGCCGUCCACCCUUCCUGCGUUGUUUUUUCAUGUGACUCACUCCUCAGGGGGUUAACCAAAUAGUCUCCAAGGACAUCAGUGACUGUUUCACAUAUUAUAUAUAGCAACCCAUAGUGACGGGUCAGACCUCUUUGCCCCCAGGGCAGCUUCCACAGUGAUGCUGGUCGAGUACGACGCAGUGGUAUUAGACUGUUGGUGUAAACUGAACUGUGGUGAUACAAACAUCCUACAAACAGAUUGUUCUCUUAUCCCAAAGAUGAUACAUUGGACUGAGGUCUGAGGACGGUGCAAGCCACGCAAGUAACCUGAAGUCGGAAGUUGUCUGACCAAGCCAUAAUUUUCCACUGCUCCGUUGUUGAGUGCUGGUGAUGUACUUCUGUUAAUGUUUUUUGAUCUAGUUGCUAUUGAUUUUUUGAGUUCAUCAGCAGUAAGCAAAAGGUUUGUUGCCUGGGGAAAGCUUAUGGUUCUGAAUUAUACCGUUUCGUAUUCCAAGCCUCGGGUGAAGAUGUCAAAGUGUUCAACAACAUAUUCCUAAUUACAAGAUAUGAGGCUAAUGAUCCUCAGUUUGUUAUUUGGCAAUGUGUUUGAUUUAAGACAAUUAGGUGAUGUGGAGGUGUGUAUUUUACACACAGUUAAAUGUUAUGUAAUUGACAUGUGAAUGGUUGCCGCUGACAUUAGGACUUGCACAUAAUUAUACAUGACUUUAUUUUCUAUCUGAUGAGGUAUCAAUGACAGCACAGAUACACCAACAGUCAUGAGUAAGAGGCAGGUGGUCUGAUGUUAAUGACGUGUCCUCUGUUGUGUGCCAAAUACACCAGAUAUUGUUUCUUUGGCGGGAGGCCAGGGAGAGGUACUAGUUUGGAAGCGGACUGCUACUUUGACCUCUGCACCAAUCAGCCUUUUGCUGAAAAUGCACUGAAAUGUCAGCCCCAUGCGUAGCACCAGAGAAGCCUGUGUUAUCUGUUCAGCCAUGCAUUGUUGGUGUUCAGGAGUCUCCCUUACGUGUCCCGGGUUGACAGUCCAUCAGUCUGGCAUUAUAUGAAUGGUUUAAUUAACAAAACAACAGCCAGUUACCGUGGUUAUAAUGUCUCAUAUAUAAAAUCUCACUGCAGUCAUGCAUCAGAGUGAAAGUUCUGAUGAUUUAGGGUAGACAUCUGUAUACUCUACUAGCCAUGUAAUGAAUUGGAUAUCUGGCAGGUUUUAGCCAGUGGUAGCUCCAGAUCCACUUCUGGGGGGACUUUCUAAAUGUUUUACCCCUAAGUCGCUCAAAUAUUAAAGAAUUGGAAAACUGAACACAAAGAAGGGCUAAUUAAGACCAAUUGAUUGACUCAUGUUCAAUGAUGAAUGUUUUUUGUUAUUUUGAAUUUUCAAAGGGACUGGUUUGUAUGGGGAGAUAUGACAGGGGGCAGGAGUGGUGCAGCUUGCUAUCGUGGUGUAUACAAUUGAGCUUGAAAGACGAAAGCACUGCAUUAGCAAUUCAAAAUGAAUCCUCCCGGAAUUAA